Molecule: messenger RNA, 876 nt
Organism: Elephantulus edwardii (Cape elephant shrew)
Lineage: Eukaryota; Metazoa; Chordata; Mammalia; Macroscelidea; Macroscelididae
Gene: RARRES1
Product: retinoic acid receptor responder (tazarotene induced) 1
Exons: 6
Coding region: 1-876 (291 amino acids)
Molecular function (GO): metalloendopeptidase inhibitor activity
Source: RefSeq, a predicted model, not a curated record
AUGCAGUCCCUCCGGCAGCUGCCCGCGUCCCGAGCCGGGGCCCCGCGCCCCGCCGCCCCUCUGCUCGCGCUGCUGCUGGUGCUCGUCCUCCCGCGGGCGACGGCGGCCUCCGCGGGCCCCGGCGACGCGGAGCUCACGCGCGGCUUCCUGGAGCAGGCGGCGCGCGCAGCGCUGCACUUCUUCAACUUCCGCGCCGCCUCGCCCAGCGCGCUGCGAGUGGUGGCCGCCGUGCAGGACGGCCGCGCGCGGAUUAAUCAGAAAAAGGGAUGCAAAGUUGACCUGGCAUUUACCACAGAGCAGUAUAACCCAGAGUCUUUAUUUCAGGAAGGUGAGGAGCGUUUGGGAAAAUGUUCUGCACAAGUGUUUUUCAGAAACCAGAAACCCAGACCAGCCAUUAAUAUAACUUGCACACGGCUCGUUGAGAAGAAGAAAAGACAGGAAGAUGAUUACCUGCUAUACAAGCAAAUGAAGCAACUUCAGACUCCCUUGAAUACCAUCAGCAUACCUGAUAGCCACGGACAUGUUGACCCCGCUCUGCGGCCACUCUGGGAUUUGGCCUACCUCGGCAGCUCCUACGUGAUGUGGGAGAAGACCACCCGGUCUUUGUAUUACUACAUGAUCCAGCUCAGCAGCGUGAGGCAGUGGAAAACCAAUGGGGAUGCAAUUGAUUUCGAUUACACUGUUCUACUUCACGAAUUCUCAACACAGGAAAUCAUUCCCUGUCAUAUCCACUUGGUGUGGUACCCUGGGAAACCACUCAAGGUGAAGUACCAAUGCCAAGAGCUGCAGACACCGGAAGGCUCUGGAAAUGAAGAAGGAUCUACCAUGGCACUGACAGACCCCAGCAAGUCCUCAAAAGAAAAAGGGUCCUCUUAG